This is a messenger RNA of Bipolaris sorokiniana ND90Pr, 3864 nucleotides long. RefSeq lists its product as uncharacterized. The record is from RefSeq and is a predicted model, not a curated record. Bases 37 to 3579 code for a protein of 1180 amino acids. The transcript is spliced from 2 exons. NCBI's taxonomy places the organism in Eukaryota, Fungi, Ascomycota, Dothideomycetes, Pleosporales, Pleosporaceae. Gene Ontology annotation, molecular function: protein binding.
UUCCACCACGCGCCUACCACACACCUACACGAGCCGAUGCGUCUUCUAAGGUAUGAAGAAGAUGGCUGCCUUACGGUCAUCAGCUUCGACGAUAACGCGAUACCCCAAUAUGCGAUACUUUCACACACCUGGGGGGCAGAUGCAGAGGAGGUGACUUUCGCGGACCUUGCAGAAGGCGGCGGCAAGCACAAGUCUGGCUACAAGAAGAUUCGCUUCUGUGGAGAGCAAGCACAUCAGGAUGGACUGCAGUACUUCUGGGUCGACACAUGCUGCAUCGACAAGUCGGAUAAGGCUGAACUCUCUUCGGCUAUCCAGUCUAUGUUCCGCUGGUACCAAAACGCGACGAAAUGCUAUGUAUACCUAUCAGAUGUAUCGGCAAGGAAGAGGAAACUCGACGAUAUGCUUACCCAGUUUACUUGGGAGCCAGCCUUUAGGUCCAGUCGAUGGUUCACGCGUGGGUGGACGCUCCAAGAGCUUCUCGCGCCAAGCAUAGUCGAGUUCUUCUCGCAAGAAUGGGAGAGGCUUGGUGAUAAGAUAUCAUUAAAGUCACUAGUUAAUAAGGUUACUGGUAUUCCAUAUAGAGCGCUCGACGGAGCUCCUCUUUCCCAAUUCAGCGUUGACGAGCGGCUGCGGUGGAAGGGCGACAGGCAGACUAAACGCGAAGAAGACGCAUGGUACUCAUUAUCGGGCAUUUUUGAUGUCGAGAUAGCGCCAGCUUAUAGCGAAGGGGCGGUUAGCGCAUUUAAACGUCUAAAGGACGAGAUUGAUAAGCUUGAGAUAUGCAUUCGAGACAUACGCCACACGGAUCCGCGUUAUGAUAAGAAGCGCAUUGAGGACACAAAAGGCGGACUGCUAGCUGACUCCUACCGCUGGGUUCUGGAUAACACCACUUUCCAGCAAUGGCAGCAGGACCCGCACAGCCGACUACUAUGGGUGAAAGGAGAUCCUGGUAAAGGCAAGACGAUGUUGUUCUGCGGCCUUGUCAACGAGCUGCAAAGUUUGAUGCCCCGAAAUGCCCUACUGUCGUACUUCUUCUGCCAAGCGACUGACUCGCGCAUUAACAGUGCCACGGGCGUGAUACGAGGACUGCUGUAUAUGCUCGUGGAUCAGCAACCAUCACUUAUGUCGCAUAUCCGCAGAAAGUACGAUCAUGCAGGCAAAGCCUUGUUCGAGGAUGCGAAUGCUUGGGUAGCGCUGUCUGAAAUCUUCACAAGCAUGAUGCAGGAUAAGGGCCUGAAGACAACUUAUCUUGUCGUUGAUGCUCUCGACGAAUGCGUGGUGGACCUGCCUAACCUCCUCGAUCUUAUCGUCCGUACUACCACGCUAUCGCCUCGUAUAAAGUGGCUUGUGUCAAGUCGAAACGAGAGUCACAUUGAGGAGAAACUCAAGUCAGUCGGUGAUCAAGCAAAGCUGAGCCUGGAGCUGAUGCAGAACGCGGAGCAGGUAGCUCGAGCUGUAGAUGCAUAUAUCGACCAUAAGCUGUCUUGUCUCGAGUCACUCGGAGAAGCGGAUCUGCGAAAGCAGGUGCGGGAUGAGCUGCACCGGAAGGCGAACGGCACCUUUCUUUGGGUAGCUCUGGUGAUGCAAGAGCUUGAGAAGCCUGAAAGCUGGGACCCUCUCGCGGUGGUUAUGGAAGCACCAGCGGGCUUAUAUCAGCUGUACGAUCGCAUGAUGGAGCAGAUCCAGCGCCUGUCAGCAAGGAAUGUGAAUAUCUGCCAGUCUCUACUCUGUACUACAGCUGUCGCAUACCGUCCACUGUACCUUGCUGAAAUGGGCAGCUUGUGCAGGUCGGCAGGUCAGGCUAUAAUGGUAGCGGAGACUGUAAGAAAGAUUGUAGUCAUGUGCGGAUCGUUUCUCACCGUUCGCGACGGACAAGUCUACCUCGUUCAUCAGUCAGCCAAAGACUAUCUAAGUGACAAGAUGCGGGCUGCAGCCCUUCCGUCUCAGAGCGAGAUGCACUACAACCUAUUUGCCCGGUCACUCGAGCUGCUGUCCAGCACAUUGAAACGUGACAUGUACGAUUUGGUGGAGCUAGGUUUCUCGAUCGACGAGGUCAGAACACCUUAUUCUGAUCCGCUAGCGACCGCGCGCUACUCUUGCGUCUACUGGAUCGAUCAUCUGUACGAGUCAAAGCUCAAGCCUUUAGGGAGCAGUGUCGGUGGCCUGCAAGCCGCAGAUGUUGUCGAUGGUUUUCUAAGGAAGAAGUAUCUCUACUGGCUGGAAGGGCUUAGUCUGUGCAGGAGCGUAGGGAACGGUGUCGUGUCCAUGACAAAACUGUGGUCGUUGGUGCAGGAGAUGUGUGACCAGGAUAGACUUGCUCAGCUUGUUCAAGACGCAUGGCGAUUCAUCAUGUACCACAAAGGAGCAAUCGAGGGUUACCCUCUUCAGACCUAUGCAUCCGCACUGCUGUUCAGUCCGACAGGUAGUCUGAUUAGACAGCUGUUCCAGCACGAAGAGCCAGAAGCAAUUCGUAUCAGGCCAGCUCUGAGCGACGAGUGGAGCGCCUGUCUGCAGACGCUCGAGGGCCAUAGCGAUAUUGUUAGCUUUGUGGCCUUCUCGCACGACUCGACGCGGCUGGCGUCGGCGUCUAGCGACAGGACUGUUAAGGUAUGGGAUGCGAGCAGCGGCGCGUGUCUGCAGACGCUCGAGGGCCAUAGCAGUGCGGUCACCUCAGUAGCCUUCUCGCACGACUCGACGCGGCUGGCAUCGGCGUCCCAUGACAGGACUGUUAAGGUAUGGGAUGCGAGCAGCGGCGCGUGUCUACAGACACUUAAGGACCAUAGCGAGACUGUCAGCUCCGUGGCCUUCUCGCACGACUCGACGCGGCUGGCGUCGGCGUCUUGGGAUAGAACUGUCAAGAUCUGGGAUACGAGUAGCGGCGCGUGUCUGCAGACACUUAAGGGCCAUAGCGAUAUUGUCAGCUCUGUGGCCUUCUCGCACGACUUAACGCAGCUAGCGUCGGCGUCUAGCGACAGGACAAUUAAGGUUUGGGAUGCGAGCAGCGGCGUGUGUCUUCAGACGCUUGAGGGCCAUAGCCAUUAUGUCAGCUUCGUGGCCUUCUCGCGCGACUCGAUGCGGCUGGCGUCGGCGUCCCACGACAGAACCGUUAAGGUAUGGGAUGCGAGCAGCGGCGCGUGUCUACAGACACUUAAGGGCCAUAGCGAUACUGUCAGCUCCGUGGCCUUCUCGCACGACUCGACGCGGCUGGCGUCGGCGUCUUGGGAUAGGACCGUCAAGGUAUGGGAUGCGAGCAGCGGCGCGUGCCUGCAGACGCUCGACGUUGGCAAAGCUCUUUACGACUUAUCCUUUGAUCCUACUAGUUCUCGCCUCUACACUGAAAUAGGCAAUAUCGACAUUCAGAGCUUGAAGGUUUCUAACAUGAUAAACAUCGCAGAAUCUGCGCACCCCUUGUACGUGGGUACUGGCUUCAGCUCAGACGGUAUAUGGAGUCAGCAUGCUGGCAACAACGUGCUGUGGGUACCGUCAGAGUAUCGACCGUCGCAUUCGUGUGUGAAAGGGAGUGUGGUUGGUGUAGGUACUGGAUCUGGCAGAGUGUGGUUUUGUAGUAUAGACCUCUAGGUCCCUCGUGUGUGUUUGUCGCAACGAGGCAACAGUCUUUUCUUAUUUUCUACAGUCUCUUUCUAUAAAUCUUUAUUUGAUAGAGAGGGACAGGGUUGCACACGAACAUACAGUCUCUGCAUUGCCGCCUAGAAGCUUCGAGGACCGUUAGAGAAGGUCGCUGUCGUUAUGUUACAUCACUCGAUGAAUCCAGGAUGGUUCUCGCUGUUUCCUAGCUUUUUUCACCAAAGAGAAGGCACGAGUAACUAAGGGUGGCAUGAUAGGGUGUUGGGGUGUGUAGGUACG